AUGGCCGAAUUAGAAGAAACCCAGACUACGGAGGAGACGCUGUAUAUACUUGUGAAGGUUUCAAACGAGGAGGAGGAGACGACGACGCUUAAAUACCUGGAUUUCGUUCAAGACGGUGCACUUUAUGCUAUCUCCGUCUUCUCAAGCUUGUAUGAAUUCGCAAAGGCAAAUUCCGGUCAACUCAAGCCUGGCGUCGAGACUGUCGAAGGCACUGUUAAGGCAGUUGUUUCGCCGGUUCUUUAUAAGUUCCAUGAUGUUCCUUCUGAUCUCCUCAAAUUCGUUGAUCUAAAGGUAGACGAGUCAAUAAGAGAGUUGGAAGGUCACGUACCAUUGUUGAUCAAACGAGCUUCAAGUCAAGCUCUAAUGGCGGCUCAGAAAGCUCCUGAGGUAGCACGAGCAGUGGCUAUGGAGUUACAGCGGUCAGGAGUGGCGGAUACGGCUGUGGAGAUUGCCAAGACUGUUUACUCUAAAUGUGAGCCGACGGCUAAGGAGAUGUACGUGAACUAUGAGCCUGUUGCAGAGUAUUAUGCUGUAAUUGCUUGGCGAUUUCUGAAUGAUCUUCCAUUGUUCCCACAAAUGGCGGGGAUUGUUUUGCCAACUGCAGCACACUGGGCGGACAAGUAUAAUGAAGCUGUUUCAAGUGCGGUGGAUAGAGGGUACACGUUGGUGAAUUUCAUGCCCAUGGUUCCUAUAGAGAGGAUUGCUAAGAUCUUUGAGAAUUCUCCAUAUGAGCCAUGUUCUUCAUCAUCUUCUUCCGAGGAGGAGGAUCAUGAUGCUAUGGCGGUGCCACAGUGAUGGAUGAUGGUUAAUUUAUAUUUGCGCU
Impatiens glandulifera is the source of this 823-nucleotide messenger RNA. RefSeq names its product stress-related protein-like. The transcript is spliced from 3 exons. NCBI's taxonomy places the organism in Eukaryota, Viridiplantae, Streptophyta, Magnoliopsida, Ericales, Balsaminaceae. The coding region runs from base 1 to 795 and encodes 264 amino acids. The record is from RefSeq and is a predicted model, not a curated record.